CUUUCAAUCAGGAGGACGACUCUGGAUCCAUGGGAGUUUCGAAGAGUAAAACUGUAGUCACAAACUUGGUCGACAUUACCUUAGUAGACGAAGGCGACGCUGCAGGAUCGUCAGACAUGGCGAUUGCUGAAAACGGACUGCAACCGCUUGGCCAAGACCUUCCCCGGUCACAGAGCAUCGAUGGACGUAGCGACUCUGUAUCGGUGGACGGAGAACGCAAGUUGUCGCGGGGCCGAGCACUGUUUACCAAAAACUUCACUCAAUUGAAACAAAAUCUUGUGAAAACGAACGUGAACAUGCGCAAUUUCUUUAGUGGCGGCUCCUCUUCAUCGACCGCGAAGCAAGCAACUGCGGAGGAUCAACCUGCAUCAGGAGCAGAAGGCACUCUUGGAGAACAAACUCCGUUUGAUGGUCAUGUCGGACCAAAUGCAGGAGGCGCAACGGCAAUGAGUGAUAACAACCAAAAUUUUUCUGGCCUGG
Messenger RNA from Amoebophrya sp. A25, 480 nucleotides. The record is from the annotation of a GenBank genome assembly. NCBI's taxonomy places the organism in Eukaryota, Dinophyceae, Syndiniales, Amoebophryaceae.